CCAGAGAGACAGCAGCAGCAGCAGGAGGAGGAGGUGGAAGAGGUGGAGGAGUGGCACACACAGGUACACUGGAUAUUCUCGCUGGGUUUGAAGAGGGAGGAGAUGAAGGGGAGAAGCCUUGAGGACAGCAUGGCAACACAAACCUUAUAAAGACGGAGGCACACCCCGCCGGCAGCUUCAGUUCAGCUCUCCUCCCUGACGGCAGCGGCGGCAGCACCUCGCAGUAGUCAUGUUCAGCCUCAUGAAGUUACCACGAGUCUUCACCAUCAAUCAAGUGCCCAAAGUUUUCCACGAGGACGGCAUCAUCUCUGGCUACCGACACCCCCGCAGCUCAGCCACUGACUGCAUCCGGAGCCUCUUCCAGCUGACCAAUGAGACGGUCAACAUCUGGACCCACUUUGUCCCCACCUGGUACUUCCUAUGGAAAGUAGUGACGGUGGUGCUGAUGCAGACAGCAUGGCAGGACUCCUUCAUCUGGCCUCUGGUGAUCUUCCUGCUCUCCUGCUGCAUCUAUCCGCUGGCGUCGAGCUGUGCUCACACCUUCAGCAGCAUGUCGGCGCGGGCACGCCACAUCUGCUUCUUCUUUGACUAUGGCGCCCUCAGUUUCUACAGUCUGGGGUCAGCCAUCAUCUACUCAGCCUAUGUGUUCCCGGACAAGUGGGUGAACAGCUUUUUCCACCAGUGCUACGUCCCCAUCGCUGUGAUCAACACCGUCAUCUGCACCAGCUUGUCCUGCUACUCCAGGCUUGGCCUACCAUUUCUGCAAUAUAAUCAUGACAUCGUAAAGAGAUUCCCAGAGUGCCAGAGUCCAAAGUUCAGCAGAUACCUCCGUGUUGUUGCCUUUGCCUACCCUUACCUGUUCGACAACAUUCCUCUGUUCUACAGGGUGUUUCUGUGUGUAGGAGAGGGCUGUACAGACAAUGACACCAACAUCCUCCACUACAACCACAUCGCCUUUGCUUUCCUCACAGGCUUUCUGUUUGCCACACAUCUACCUGAGCGCCUGGCACCUGGCAGCUUCGACUACAUAGGUCACAGCCAUCAACUCUUCCAUGUGUGCGGCAUCCUGGCCACUCACUUCCAGAUGAAGGCCAUUGAACAGGACAUGGUGACACGGCGCCCCUGGCUCCUUGAACACUCCAUACCCAUCACCUUUGCCAACUCAGUGGGUGCAGCGCUGCUUUGUCUGGUGGUGAAUUUGACUAUCAUCGCCUUCUACAGUCUACCUCUCCUUUCUGCUCCAGUGUACAAAGGAAAGAAAAAAAUGAAAGGUCCAAAGAAAGCCUCAGCUAAGGUCGGCCCCUGCUGCUAAACCUCAGGCUUCAUAAGUCACAGCUGAGGGAUCCCAGCUGGUCACGAGACAUGUGAAAAGAGUGCAUUAUGGGUGAUGUUAAAGAACACUCCUGAGCUAUGAGGAGCAGACAUAAUGUAACUUGCAGUCUGCGCUAAACCCAAGGUGGUAUUCGGCCUUCAGACAUCACUGUGAUGGCUGCUGUUACACUGAAAAUAAGGGAGCAUGUUGCACAAACCUACGAUGGAAAUUUAACAAAAUGUUUGUUACCAUAAUAUAUAAUGAAUGUAAAUGUUUCUGAGGAAACUGUUUCAGUUGAUCAAUUCUCUAAUUUCAACACGUGGGGUAUGAAGAGACUGUCAGCUGCAGGGAACAAUAUGCAAAAUGCUAAUUUCACUGUCAUGUGUAUUUUAGACACUGCAACUUUUCAUAUUUCUUGUGCUUGUGCUUGUACACAGCCUUUUGGAUUGCAUCACUCACAUGAAACAUGUCAAGACAAAACAGACAGUUGUGACAAGGGAAGGAAAAUGUUUUGCUCUUGAGGAUGAGUUGCCUGUGAAGUAGCAACUUAAUGAAUUCAAAGUUUAGUUACUGUUAAUGUAAAAUAUGUAGCCUAACACAGAGUAAAUGUUUUCAGAGUAGUUUUUUUCCCUUCAUAUGAUUGCUGUUUCUGUUCCCGGAGAUGAGUGAGACAUGCCACAUUGUGCCUUUGAUGCAAAACUGAAAGUAUUUAUGUACAAUGUUAUUUAUUAUGAUUUUUU
Messenger RNA from Sebastes umbrosus (honeycomb rockfish), 2052 nucleotides. It is a transcript of the gene paqr5b, whose product is annotated as progestin and adipoQ receptor family member Vb. Lineage: Eukaryota; Metazoa; Chordata; Actinopteri; Perciformes; Sebastidae. The transcript has 8 exons. Gene Ontology annotation, cellular component: membrane. Gene Ontology annotation, molecular function: signaling receptor activity. The coding region runs from base 230 to 1312 and encodes 360 amino acids. The record is from RefSeq and is a predicted model, not a curated record.